ACCUUCAAGCCAAGAUCGCAAAGUUUAUCAAAUUCUUACUAUGUCUUCUCUUGUUCCUACUUUUACUGACUUGUCGUUCUACACUCACGAUAACAAGUCAAGAUACAAUGACCUUGUAACUAAAUUCAAAAAGAACUUCCCUGAAUCUUCAGUGGAAUUCUUCGCCAGAUCUCCAGGUCGUGUCAACUUAAUUGGUGACCAUAUUGAUUAUAACUUCUUCCCAGUUUUACCAAUGGCAAUUGAGGUUGAUGUUGUUGCUGCUGUAGGUGUAAAUGAUAGUAAUCAAAUUGUCAUUACCAAUACCGACGAAAAGGAUUUUCCUAAACAAGUAAUUGAAAUACCUUCAGAUCCAAAAGUUUCAGUCACCAUCGAUAAAGCACAACAUGGUUGGGGAAAUUACUUCAAAUGUGGUUUAAUUGUCGCUCACAAAUACUUAUUGGAAAAAGGUCACAAUGGUAAGGUUAAAGGUUUGAAUAUUAUAUUUGAUGGUACUGUUCCAACUGGUGGAGGUCUUUCUUCAUCAGCCGCAUUCUGUGUUGCUUCAACUUUAGCUAUUCUUCAUGCUAAUGGUGUUAAGGAAUUGUCAAAAUCUGACUUGACUAAGAUCACCGUUGUUUCUGAACAUUAUGUUGGUGUUAAUACCGGAGGUAUGGACCAAUGUGCUUCAGUAUAUGGUGAAACCAACAAGGCUUUACUUAUUCAAUUUAAACCAGAAUUAAAAGGAACUCCAUUUGAAUUUCCAAUCAAGAAUUUAACAUUUGUAAUCACAAACAGUUUACAAGUUGCCAACAAGCAUGAAACUGCCCCUAUUCACUAUAACUUGAGAGUUGUUGAAAUGGGUAUUGCCAGUGACUUAUUAGCCAAGAAGCUCGGUCUUAAGGAUUUACCUCAAGAUUCUAAUAUUGACAGUAGCAGUUUAAGAGGAGUUAUGGACGGUUAUUAUUCUACCUUGAAUCAAGAAAAAUGGGAUGGAAAUGAUAUUGAUAUCGGGAUUGAAAGAUUGACCAAGAUGAUCAACCUUGUUGAACAAGAAUUAACUAACCAAACUGGAUAUUCCGUUAGCGAAGCCAGUAAAGAGUUGGGUCUUUCUGAACAAGAAUUCCAAGAAAAGUACUUGACUGCUGUUCCAGUUAGAUUCGAAACUUUGAAAUUAUAUCAACGUGCCAAGCACGUAUACCGUGAAAGUUUAAGAGUUUUACAAACAUUAAAAUUAUUGAAAUCUCCUAUUUCCGACCCAGAACAAUUCUUAGGCGAGCUUGGUAAGUUAUUCAAUGCUUCUCAAGUUGAUUUGGACAAUUUGAACAAUUCUUCCAAUGAAAAAUUAAAUGAAAUUUGCCAAAUUGCUCUUGAUAAUGGUGCUUAUGGUUCAAGAAUCACUGGUGCUGGAUGGGGUGGAUCAAUUGUCCACCUAACCACUGUGGAAAAGGUCCCAGGAUUAAUCCAAGCUUUUACUGACAAGUAUUACAAGAAGGAAUUCCCAGAUAUUACCGAAGAAGAAUUGCGUGAAGCUAUUCUUGAUAGUAAACCUGCUACUGGUAGUUGUAUAAUUAAGCUUUAAAUAGUUUUUGUAUGACAUAUAUGUAUAGUACAAAACAAGAUUUAUUAUGAGUUUGUGUUCAUUGCAAUUUU
Messenger RNA from Spathaspora passalidarum NRRL Y-27907, 1629 nucleotides. It is a transcript of the gene GAL1, whose product is annotated as galactokinase. Gene Ontology annotation, molecular function: galactokinase activity; ATP binding. The transcript has a single exon. Gene Ontology annotation, cellular component: cytoplasm; cytosol. Lineage: Eukaryota; Fungi; Ascomycota; Pichiomycetes; Serinales; Debaryomycetaceae. The record is from RefSeq and is a predicted model, not a curated record. Gene Ontology annotation, biological process: carbohydrate phosphorylation; galactose metabolic process. The annotation marks the transcript as partial.